AGCUCGGAUGGAGCCACUAGGAAUGGAAUAGAAGCCCGCCAAACUCUGCCGAACUGCGCCAUCCCCUCCACAUCCUGCAGCUCUCCGGCGAACGCCUCCGCCGUCCACAAACGACAGCCUGUGCUGGAUUUUUUGGUGGGCCACGCGCCGCGGCAGUCAGACACGUUUUCUUUGCUGACGUAUGCAGCUGCGUGCGAUGGGCGAGGGUAAGAAGGGGAGGACGCCCGCCGCCUCCCCCCUCCAAAACCAUGGAGAACGAUGGGGCAGCGGCGGCGGCGGCGGCGGCAGCGGUGGCAGGGGAAGAGCACUGCGGACCGCUCUCCUCCGUCGCGGAGAUCGAGGGCCUCCUCGGCUACACUUUCCGCGACCCGUCGCUCCUAACGGAGGCGCUCACACACGGCUCCCACCCCGACCGCCCCUCCUACCAGCGCCUCGAGUUCGUCGGCGACGCCGUCCUCGGCCUCGCCUUCACCAAGUUCCUCUACUUCUCCGACCCCUCGCUCGGCUCCGGAAAGCUCACCGUCCUCCGGAGCGCUAACCUCUCGACCGAGAAGCUCGCCCGCGUCGCCGUGCGCCACCAACUCUACCGCUAUCUCCGGCGCCACUCCGCCGCCCUCGAUCAAUUGGUCGUGGAGUUCACAGAUUCCGUAAUGGCGGAGCGGGAGGAAGAGAUCGGAGAGCUCUCCUACGGCGGCAGCAACAACAAAGCCCGGAAAGUACUGGCCGACAUGGUCGAGUCCAUCGCCGCUGCCGUCUACAUCGACUGCAAUUUCGACCUCGAACUCGUUUGGAAGGUCUUUCGGGUGAUUAUGGAGCCGAUCAUAACGAUGGAGAACAUGAACGAGCACCCAGUGACGAUCCUGUACGAGUUCUACCAAAAGCAGAAACAGGGGAAGCGGCCGGAGUUCGAGUACUCCACCGACGGAUUGCUGCACACGGCGAAUGCGGUGGUCGACGGGGUUGUUAUCGGUACCGGCGUCUCGCCGCAGAAGAGGAUAGCGAAGCUGAAUGCGGCGAGGGAUGCGCUUCAGAAGAUGUCGGAGAUGGAGGCGGAUUUGAGCUCCAUCUAG
This is a messenger RNA of Zingiber officinale, 1070 nucleotides long. RefSeq names its product ribonuclease 3-like protein 2. Gene Ontology annotation, cellular component: cytoplasm; nucleus. Lineage: Eukaryota; Viridiplantae; Streptophyta; Magnoliopsida; Zingiberales; Zingiberaceae. Gene Ontology annotation, biological process: siRNA processing. The transcript has 3 exons. Gene Ontology annotation, molecular function: ribonuclease III activity; RNA binding. The record is from RefSeq and is a predicted model, not a curated record. Bases 249 to 1070 code for a protein of 273 amino acids.